GGGUCAAAGAGCUCAACCCUGAUUGUGCUGCAGCGCCGGUGGCUGUUGCUGGAAGCUGCACAGCGUUAACCCUUUAUCCCAGCGGACAAACAGGAGACUCCUGUAGGGUCUUUGCUGACAGCAGGCCUUAUUACAAUAACAACACCGGCUAACGUAUAAAAACAUGGACUCCCUUUGGUGGUCAAAGCACAGAAGGAGGACUAACAGCAGCUGCCAUCAUGGGAAAGAUCAUCUUCUACCAGGACAGGAACUUUGGAGGCCAGCACCACGAGUGCAUGAGCGACUGCUCCGACCUGCACUCCAAGUUCCACCAAUGCCGCUCCAUCAGGGUGGAGAGCGGCAUGUUCAUGAUCUACGACCGCCCCGGCUUCAUGGGAACGCAGUACUUCAUGAAGAGGGGAGAGUACUCCGACUACAUGAGCAUGACAGGAAUGAAUGACUGUGUCAGGUCCUGUCGCAUGAUCCCCAUGCACAACGGCACCUUCAAGAUGAGGCUGUACGAGCAUUUCGACAUGGGAGGUCAGAUGAUGGAGCUGACAGACAACUGCCCCAACCUCAAUGACCGUUUCCACAUGUCCAACUUCAACUCCUGCAACGUGAUGGACGGCCACUGGCUCAUGUACGAGCAGUCCAACUACAGGGGACGUCACUACUACCUGAGGCCCGGCCAGUACAAGAGCUUCAACGAGUGGAGCGGCAACAACUCCAAGAUCGGCUCCAUCAGGCGUCUCAUGGAUCUCGUGGGAGUCUUCAAUGAGCUGCACGGAUCACACGGGGAAGGCAUGGCGCAAGGCAAACGGGGCAUCAUGGGGAAGAUCAUCUUCUAUGAGGAAAUGAAUUUCUCUGGGCGACAUUUGGAGUGCAGCGAGGACUACGCCGACCUGAGGUGCCUUCUCAAACAAUGCAACUCCAUCCGGGUGGAGAGCGGCUGCUUCAUGAUCUACGACCAGCCCAACUUCAGUGGGAACCAGUACUGCCUGAAGAGAGGAGAGUAUCCCGACAGUCUACUGGAUGGGUACCGACACUGUCUUCUCUGUCGCCUCAUCCCAACCGAUGCCAGGGCGUUCAGCAUGCGCCUGUAUCAGCGGAUCGAGUUCGGAGGGCAGAUGAUGGACCUGGCGGACGACUGUCCGAGCGUGCAGGAACGCUUUCACAUGAACAGCAUCUUCUCCUGCAACGUCACCAACGGAAACUGGCUCUUCUACGAGCAACCAGACUUCCAGGGCAGGAUGUACCUGAUAAGACCCGGAGAGUACAUGAGGUUCAGUGAGUGGGGCAGCAGGAGCGCCCGGGUCGGCUCCAUCAGACGCAUCCUGGACUAUUGAUCUGUUUUAGAGGAUCCAAGAGCUAUAUGGACACAUUGUAAAUGCUUCAUGCUCAGAUAAAGACCACCAAUAGGACAAGAUCCUGUGUGUGACUCUCAGUUGGACCUUUUUCUGUAAAAUUGAGUGAUUCGUCGUGAAGGAUAAGACAAAAUCCUGAGAAAACCUUUGAAAUAUUAAUCGGGAUUAGAACUGGAUACAAGAAAAGCACAGACAACUUUUCUAUGACUUGUUGUUCAAACACUCACCAUGGUAAUAAAGCAUUUGCAAAAUGGAGUCUUCAUAUUCCAUUCAGUUGUGAGCAGGACCUCAAACAUUUCAAAACACGGCAUUAGUUUCACGAUUCAAAGUCUUUAAGUAGCCUUCAAGCUUUUAAGUAGAGAAAGUGCUUUGUAUUGUACCGCAGAAAGCACUGUCCAUUAAAAGACAUAUUUAGAGGAUGGAUUGCUCCACC
Eleginops maclovinus (Patagonian blennie) is the source of this 1776-nucleotide messenger RNA. RefSeq names its product beta/gamma crystallin domain-containing protein 2-like. Gene Ontology annotation, molecular function: structural constituent of eye lens. Gene Ontology annotation, biological process: lens development in camera-type eye; visual perception. The record is from RefSeq and is a predicted model, not a curated record. NCBI's taxonomy places the organism in Eukaryota, Metazoa, Chordata, Actinopteri, Perciformes, Eleginopidae.